GCAAUAGCCCUGAGUCGCUAAAGCGACUGCGCGGAGGAAGGACCUCGGCCAGUGACGUCAUAGGGAAGCCGCCGCGCUGAGAAGGCGGAAGUGCCGCCGCCGGACCGAGCUCCCAAAGCAAGAAGAUGCCUAAAGUAAAGAGAAGCAGGAAGCCUCCUCCAGACGGCUGGGAACUGAUUGAGCCAACACUGGAUGAGCUGGAUCAAAAGAUGAGAGAAGCGGAGACAGAGCCCCAUGAAGGAAAGAGGAAGGUGGAAUCCUUGUGGCCCAUCUUCAGAAUUCACCAUCAGAAAACACGUUAUAUCUUUGACCUUUUCUAUAAGAGGAAAGCUAUUAGCAGAGAGCUGUACGAGUACUGCAUCAGAGAAGGAUACGCUGACAAAAACCUGAUUGCAAAGUGGAAGAAGCAGGGCUAUGAGAACCUCUGCUGCCUGCGUUGCAUUCAGACCCGGGAUACCAACUUUGGAACGAACUGCAUCUGCAGGGUCCCAAAAAGCAAGCUGGAAGUGGGGAGAAUCAUAGAGUGCACCCACUGUGGAUGCAGAGGUUGCUCUGGGUGAGAAGUCUUUAAAUACUGGACACUGCUUUUGAGUAUCGAUUCUACACCUUGGACUGUUGCAGCUAAAUUUGUCUUCUGUAAGCCCUGCAGUGAGUGGACCUUUCCAGAUAGCAGUUGGAACAGCAAUGCAUUCACCUGGAUCUGUAAACUCAGCAGUGAGCUGUCUUUGAUUAGUUGUGUGUAACCAUCUGAUUUUUAAAAUAAAAUAAGAACUGUGUACAA
Molecule: messenger RNA, 781 nt
Organism: Alligator mississippiensis (American alligator)
Lineage: Eukaryota; Metazoa; Chordata; Crocodylia; Alligatoridae
Gene: BUD31
Product: BUD31 homolog
Exons: 5
Coding region: 126-560 (144 amino acids)
Biological process (GO): mRNA splicing, via spliceosome
Cellular component (GO): spliceosomal complex; nucleus
Source: RefSeq, a predicted model, not a curated record